CAGUCUGAUCGGUGUUUGACGAGACACUACACUUUAAACGGGGUUUCUACAAAGUUUAUCUCUUUUCUUCUCUCUCUCUUCCAAUCGCAAACAAACCCUAGCUUUCUCUCUCUUCCUCUCACCUCUCUCAAGAUUUUAUCAUGACCGAUCCUGAAGAUCCCGAUCUGAGCAACGAAGACUCCGCUUGGAGACAACUAACAGCUCCAGAUUCUGUCUUUUUCGACAGAGACACUUCCAAUAUCCUCUCUGACUUUGGCUGGAACCUCCACGCUUCUUCCUCCGACAAUCAUCACAAUCUCCGUUUCGAUCCCUGUUUACCACCAACCUCCACUGUCCCAUCUCCCGUCACCACCACAUCAACGCCUGACCCCAUUCCAGCUUCUUCCCGUUCCUCAACCGUCGCCGCCGCCGCUGCUUCUGUUGUCUCGACCUCUAAUAAUCCUUCGGCUACCUCCAGUUCAAGCGAGGAUCCAACGGAUAACUCAACCCCGAAAACACCGGAGACACCAAAGAAGGAGAAGAAGCAGGCUCAGAAGCGGAUCCGGCAACCAAGAUUCGCAUUCAUGACCAAGAGUGAUGUAGAUAAUCUUGAAGAUGGAUAUCGAUGGCGUAAGUAUGGACAGAAAGCUGUCAAAAAUAGCCCAUUUCCAAGGAGCUACUAUAGAUGCACGAACAGCAGAUGCACAGUGAAGAAGAGAGUGGAACGAUCAUCUGAAGAUCCAUCGAUAGUAAUCACAACAUACGAAGGACAACAUUGUCACCAAACUAUUGGAUUCCCUCGUGGCGGAAUCCUCACAGCUCACGACCCUCAUAAUUUUACAUCCCAUCAUCAUAAUCUCCCUCUUCCAUUGCCAAAUCCUUAUUACUACGAAGACCUCCAUCAACUUCACAGAGACAGUACAUCUUCACCGCGGUUAUUACCCCAGUCUACUACUGAAGAUGGACCUGCUGCAGUGUCGUCUAUUAAUCCAUCAGAAGAAGGCCUACUUGGUGAUAUUGUACCUCAAACCAUGCGCAAUCCUUGAGGGUUUAUUACUUUAUAUGGACCACAGAUGCAUGAAGGGUUACUUUCUUACUAGUCCGAAAUUUGAAACCAAAUCAAGAGAUAUCUUAAAGUGGGAGAAAAUUUCCAUGCUUUGACAGAAGCAAGUCUACCUGAUGUAUUAUGUGAGAAUCAGUAUAGUGCAAGUGUAAUCAUUGAUUCAACCGACUCAUAUAUCUAUCCUGUGAACAAUUUAGAUCACUUGAUCGAUAUGUCGGCUAGUGCUUUUUCAAUUAUUCAUUUUUACUGAACACAUAAAUAAAAGCUGGAUAAUGCAUACACGAAUAGUGGAUGAUUGCCUCUCGCUCUAUCUAUAUCUAUAUAUUAUUAUUAACUAGUGAUUGCAUUAGGAUCAAGCACUGGUGUAUAGUAGCGCCUUCUGUCUUACUCCUCUUGCUAUAUGGCAUAUAUAGGCUUACUUAUGUGAGGUAGAGAUGAGCCCGAAUUGGGUCGGCAGGAUUAUAGAAAUGUCAACAAAUAUUAAUAACGAAUCUCAACUACUCCACUCAGUGUCACUCUGAUGCUGGAUCUCCCCUUUUACAUUUAUAUACAAAUUAACCUUAAUUUUCUGUGUAUUUAAUUUAACUCAACUGCAUGUGCAUGACUAUGUGUAUUGGUGCAUCAACUUGUAUUAUAUGUACGUGUACAUGAGAUGCAUAUGCAUGCGGCGGCAUAUAUAUGUCGUAUAAGUUCUGAGGGUGAUAUGUUAGGUCACAGGAAUAAAUGUUUUCUGUUUUAGCUAAAGACAGCAAGAAAGAAAAAAGGGUGAGAAAACUGAAUAAGAAAUAUAUGAGCAUCUUACGUACAAUAUUGACUUGGAACAGAUGCUAUAAGAAAGAAAGCUAUAUUAAUCACAUGACAAAAUUAUACACCAUUCGCAUCAGCAGAAACUCUAUAUAUAUUCAGUAUACAGGGGAUGUGCUUAUAUAUGCUAUAUUUUUCAAGAUAAAAUGACACAUAUGCAUGUCUACUUGUAUGAUAUAUUC
Messenger RNA from Brassica oleracea var. oleracea, 2028 nucleotides. Its product is annotated as probable WRKY transcription factor 57. The record is from RefSeq and is a predicted model, not a curated record. Gene Ontology annotation, molecular function: sequence-specific DNA binding; DNA-binding transcription factor activity. NCBI's taxonomy places the organism in Eukaryota, Viridiplantae, Streptophyta, Magnoliopsida, Brassicales, Brassicaceae. Gene Ontology annotation, biological process: regulation of DNA-templated transcription. The transcript has 4 exons. The coding region runs from base 141 to 1025 and encodes 294 amino acids.